AUGGUGAAUGCGGAGCGGAGAGGAAAAGCAACGGUGGAGUUGAAGCCCAUAUCCACUGUCAUGUCUUCUUUUCUAAAGAUCACGAAAGAUCGAGUUCCUGGAGCCAUUUAUGGAGGACGGUUCUAUUUCAGAGUUUAUGCUUCUCGUCAUGCUGGACAAAUGGGCAUCACUGUUUGGUAUACUUCAGGGUACAUCAAGAAUUUUCAGGUCUAUGAUCCACAUAGGGUGGGGAGGAUAACAGUUGAACUGCAAGGCAUGAUUAAUGAUUGUCGGGCACUCACUUACAGGCAGGAUAUCAAGGCAAGGGAUAUCGAAGGGUACAGAGUGCGAAUGCUUCCAACACAUCAGGUUUAUGAAUUAGCAAGGGGUUCUUCAGCUCCAAUUCUACAGCCAGAGUCCUCUGAGUUCAAGCUGGGGAAGGGCUAG
Messenger RNA from Juglans regia (Persian walnut), 426 nucleotides. RefSeq names its product 40S ribosomal protein S15a-5-like. Bases 1 to 426 code for a protein of 141 amino acids. NCBI's taxonomy places the organism in Eukaryota, Viridiplantae, Streptophyta, Magnoliopsida, Fagales, Juglandaceae. The record is from RefSeq and is a predicted model, not a curated record. Gene Ontology annotation, cellular component: ribosome; cytosolic small ribosomal subunit. Gene Ontology annotation, biological process: translation. The transcript is spliced from 6 exons. Gene Ontology annotation, molecular function: structural constituent of ribosome.